Messenger RNA from Miscanthus lutarioriparius, 1260 nucleotides. Lineage: Eukaryota; Viridiplantae; Streptophyta; Magnoliopsida; Poales; Poaceae. The record is from the annotation of a GenBank genome assembly.
AUGGAUCCAGAAGACUCUAGUGAGUUUGAGGAGGACGAAGAAGAAGAAGAAGAAGAUGAUGACUUGAUGCUAUUCAUCUUACCAGCACUAUAUCUAGCAUCUACUGGAAUUGGAACUCUGGAUCAAAGAUCGAUGGUUAGUGAUGGUACUGCAAUUGAAACUCCAAGUCAAGUAUCAAAGUUUAAUGAUGCAGAAUGGAUUUGUAAAGUGCUCGAAGAUGACCGAGGCCAAGGCUAUGAUAAACUUCGUGUGGAGCCACAUAUUCUCCUAGAACUUUCGCGCUAUCUGAGGUCAAAUGAUCUUUUGAGAAAUACCAGAGGUGUUUCUGUGGAAGAGAAAAUUGGCAUGUUUAUUUACAUGCUAUCUCGAAAUGCUAGUUUUCAGAAACUAAAUGACAGAUUCAAGUACAGUACAGAAACUAUUCAUAGACAUAUCAAAGUAUGCUUUGAUGCAGUCACACCAAUGACUGCUGAAUUCGUCAAGCCACCUUUAAUUCAAGCCCACCGGAAAAUAUCAUCUGAUACACGUUAUGGGCCUUACUUUGAGAACUGUAUUGGAGCAAUUGAUGGAAUUCAUGUCCCUAUGACAAUAUCAGACAGCGAAGCAGCUCCAUACCGAAAUAGACAAGAAUCCCUUUCACAAAACGUGAUGCUUGCUUGUGAUUUUGAUUUGAAUUUCGUCUAUGUUUCUUGUAGCCGAGAAGGGUCUGCAUCUGAUGCAGCAGUCUUAUACUCUGCUAUAGAAUCUGGAUUUGAAGUCCCAAGAGGAAAGUACUACCUGGUUGACGGGGGUUAUGCGAACACGCCAUCUUUUCUUGCUCCUUAUAAUGAAGUCCCUUACCAUACUGAAGAGCAAGAUGAGAGCAAUUUCCAACCAAUGGACUACAGAGAGCUUUUCAAUCUUCGUCAUGCACAGCUGCACAGACAUAUUAAGCGUGCUGUAGGCCUACUGAAGAUGCGAUUUCCAAUUCUAAAUGUCGCAACAUCAUACCGAAAAGACACUCAACUGAAAAUUCCUUCAGCAGCAGUUGUUCUACAUAACAUAAUUCAGAGACAAGGAGGUAAUGAAGAGUUGUUAUGUGAGCAAACAAUCCCAUUUGCUUCCCAUAAAACAGUGAAUCUUCCUAGUGGUGAUGAUACAUAUGGUUACGAUGUUUCAGCUUUCAACAGUGAAUGUGACAUGGGUAAUGCUUUGAGAGAUGGUAUUGCACUGAGGAUGUGGGCAGAUUAUGAAAGUAGCAUGUGUCUGAUUUCAGAAUAG